Penicillium alfredii is the source of this 1746-nucleotide messenger RNA. RefSeq names its product putative aromatic amino acid aminotransferase. Gene Ontology annotation, biological process: biosynthetic process. Gene Ontology annotation, molecular function: transaminase activity; pyridoxal phosphate binding. Lineage: Eukaryota; Fungi; Ascomycota; Eurotiomycetes; Eurotiales; Aspergillaceae. The coding region runs from base 1 to 1746 and encodes 581 amino acids. The record is from RefSeq and is a predicted model, not a curated record. The transcript is spliced from 3 exons.
AUGACAGCCGUGACAGCUCCACCCGUGGACUUGUCUCACUACUUCAGUUAUGCGACUAGGAACCGCAACCCCAGUAGCGUCAAGGGAUUCUACAAAUACUUCCUGAUUCCUGGCAUUGCCAAUUUUGCCGGUGGCCUUCCGCACUCAUCCUACUUUCCCUAUGACACGCUCGAGGCCACUGUCGCUCGACCAGAGCGAUUCAUCACGACCGAGGGCCGAAAAGAGUCAGAAAGGGUAGUCGUGCCCAAGGAAAGCCAGACACGCAAUCCCCAGCGACGCAUUGACUUGGCCACCAGUCUGCAGUACGGCACCGCCGAGGGCUAUCCACCCUUAUACUCAUUUCUACGCCAGUUCACCCGGGGCCAUCUCCAUCCCAAUGUCCCCUAUGAAGGGGGGCCCGAGAUCGUCCUGACAUGCGGAUCAACUGACGGGUUUUCCAAAACAAUCGAGGCCUUUAGCAACAUCUGGAAUCCCGACCGAGACUGGAUUCAGCAGCGAGAAGGGAUUUUCUGUGAGGAGUUUACCUACAUGAAUGCGGUUCAAACCGCAAAGCCUCGGGGGUUGAAUGUGGUCGGCGUGGCCAUGGAUGCGCAGGGCAUGCGUGCAGCCGGUAAGGGUGGAUUGGCCGACAUGUUGGAGAACUGGGACUUUCGACGUGGAAGGCGACCACAUUUGAUGUAUACCAUACCAACUGGUCAGAACCCCACCGGGGGAUCACUCUCGGUCGAACGCAGAAAGGAAAUAUACGCGCUUUGCCAGAAGUACGACGUGAUCAUCAUCGAAGAUGACCCAUACUGGAACCUGCAGUAUCCAUCUGCCUACGAAUUGACUGCCCGUUAUCGUGGUUCAUCUCACCUGCCGAGUAUGUAUACCCGCAAUUACAACGCAGAGGGCAAGUCAUCGGGCUACGUAUUCUUGGACUCGCUAGUCCCAUCGUAUCUGUCUCUCGACAUUGAGGGCCGAGUCGUAAGACUGGAUACCUUCUCCAAGACCAUUGCACCGGGCAGCCGCCUCGGCUGGAUCACAGCACAGCCUGCCAUUAUCGAGCGGUUAGUUCGGAUCACAGAGGUCACAACGCAGCAACCGUCUGGUUUUGUUCAGUCUUUAGUCGCUGAAAUGAUACUGGGCCCACAACGCUCAAGUAAAGAGACCCGGGUGUCAGACAAGAAAGACGUGCAGGGUUGGCACAUGGACGGCUGGGUACGCUGGCUGGAAGGCUUGCGCGAAGGCUACGAGAAGCGCAUGCAGGACAUUUGUAAUAUUCUCGAGGAGAACAAGUACCUCUUCCAAGAGAUGUCGGAGCAGCCCACCAUGCCGGGUGACGCGCUUGAUGGCUGGGAAGUGGUGGACCGGGUGCAGAUGUUUGAUUUUGUCUGGCCGAUGGGAGGCAUGUUUACCUGGAUCGAGGCAUGCUUUGACACGCACCCGUUGCGAUCUCAGUACAGUUCCGAGAAGCUGUCCAAGGCGCUUUGGGUCCAUCUGACCCGAAAGCCGCAGUUGUGUCUCGUGGGCCCCGGUAGUCUGUUUGCUGCGACUCCAGAGUCUGCUCAAAAGGCACACAAAUAUAUCCGGGUGGCCUUUGUGCCGAUGGAUGCCGAUGAGGUGGCGCCCUUCACUCGAAGACUGGUAGAAGGAUUCCGAUCCUUUUGGCAGCAGAAGAAUCUCGAUGGUUUGGACGAUGAUGCUGCCAUGGCGAUGCAGGCUCUGGAACUUUCAGGCACGAAUUUCUUGGGGAUGGGUUGCUGA